Molecule: messenger RNA, 4185 nt
Organism: Neoarthrinium moseri
Lineage: Eukaryota; Fungi; Ascomycota; Sordariomycetes; Amphisphaeriales; Apiosporaceae
Exons: 5
Coding region: 1-4185 (1394 amino acids)
Biological process (GO): ribosome biogenesis
Cellular component (GO): nucleolus
Source: RefSeq, a predicted model, not a curated record
AUGGCAGAAUUUUGGAAAUUUUGGGCGGCUCUCGACCGGCGCCGCGGGGAGCUUGGCCCAGAAAAGCAGCGUCAAGAGACCGACUUACAGGUGCAAUUGCGAGAGCUGCGUCAUGCGGUUUUGGCCCACGAAGCUCAAAUGGCGAACGGUGACUUUCACGUGAGGCAGCUUGCCCUCAUCAAGGCUGCAAGGUCCCUCGAGCAAGACACCACCCGCCAGUUCGACGAAAAGAUCAACGACAUAUGGCAGCUUCUCGCCGCCGCGAAGGGAGGCAAGUCCUCCGCCGCCGAAGAAACCAUCUUGCGAUGGCUCCUCAAACACAUGGACGGCGCUGCCGAGUCCGCCGAGCAACUCCGACGAUACCCCCUGGCGUGGACCACCCUCGGCUGCUUGUUCGAGAGGAUCCCGCUGUUCUCCCUCUCCAAGAUCUUCAUCGAGCGCCGCCUUCUCCCCGUGUUGAAGCAGAGUGUCAAGGACGUUUCCAGACCGCAGCAGAAAGAGCUGGUGAACGGAGAUGCCCCGGCCAAGCGCAAGCGCAAGAGGGACGAGCAACCUAGAUUCGACAUCGAGUACCUGAGAUCUCCCGAAGCCCUCGUCGGAUCUGCGACCGAGCUGUUUGGCGCUCUCAAUCAGCUCCUAUUCCGCCUCGAAGAUGCUGCGGCGCAGAAGGUUGAGCACAUCACCAUCGGUGCAGAGCAUGUUAGGUCUCUGUUCCGCGUCCCCGCCUCAGAGGCGCAGGAACUGGUUGCGCCGCUUCUUUGGAUUUGCGCUCGCUCCUUAGACACUGUCCAAGGGGGUCUCAGUGGCCAGCAACAGCAGUGGAUCUGGAGCUUGACUACCCUCUGGGAGUUCCACCUCGGAAGCAGCGAAGACCCCAACGAGUUUGCAAGUCGCUUAUACUUCCCAUGCUGCGUCGUUCUUGAGAAGCUCCGCAAUCUUGACUCAAACCAGGGGAGCCAGCUUGUGAGACAGCUGUGGAUCAAACAGGUCGAGCGAAUGCUGAUGAAAAAUCUCAUCAACCCAACACGAACAGUCUUUGUUAACGGCGGUGGGCUUGGGAUAUUUGACGUUGCCAAUGCUGCAACCGUUCAGCGUGUCUCUUCUUGCAUCCAGAUCCUGUGGAAGCUGUCGCUGAUGGCUGGGCGCAACUCUGAAGAUCCCGAGUCCAAGAGCGCGCAUCUGUCGUGGACCCAAAGCGUUUUCAAGUCAUUACUGGAGUUCGCUGUUGAACAUAAGGCGGCGAAAAUUGUGGUACUACCGAUGCUUGACGAUGCUAUAGUCUACAAUUGCCCGCCUGAUUCUGACACGCUUCGUCGUGUUUGUACCAGCUAUGGACUCGAAGACGCCGCCACCAACUGGUUAUUGGUCGCCGACAUCGUCAAGUGCGACCCCGAUGUGUUCCUCCUCAACGACGAGCUUCUGAACACACUAUUCACCCGGACAAGCUCGGUGUCUAGCGACGAUCCCAACCACAGCCUCCUAGUACACAGAGUCGUGAAUCCUAUGGCGGAAGCCUUUGCGAGGGCUCGUGAUUUGACUGCCUUUGUUCAGAGGUGGCAUGCUCAACUAUCCCAGCUUCUCGACAAGUCUACCAAGCUCUCUUCGAACCAGUCUGUAUGGGUCGACUUGAGCGUACGACAACAAUGUGGAAAACUGCUUCAAGAAUCGCUAUCCACGAAGCAAUUGUCGAGCCUGGUUGAUUGGCUCGAGGGUCAGGAUCAAGCCAGUGGUAGCUACCUGGUUAUCCUUGACGCAAUCUGCCAGGGCGUCCACGACGAGGCUUAUAUCUCGGCCCUUGGCUCCAGGCUGUUUGACAUCAGUUUCCAAGACAAAUCUCAAUCCCAGUGUUCGCCUGAGAUCCAAUCCCUCCGAUGGCGGAUAACUGGCACAACCACGCGUUGGGUCCCCUCUGGCGAAGUCCACCGGAUUUGGAAGAAAACAAAGGCAGACUUGUCCAAGGUCCUUUCCGAGGGCGCUCUCUCGGACCGCGCUACUUAUGAGGCGUUUACAUACUGCUCAAACAUGUGUCUGGUAAACUUGCCACACGGUCCUGAGUUGGCAGAUAUCCUAACUCUUGCACGAUCGUUCCUGCAAAGACUUGUGGCAGAGUCAGAAUCGAGCCGCGAUACUGCAGUAUUGUCGCCCUUCCUAAAUCUUGCUCUCACAUGGCUUCCCCAGCUAAGCCAGGCAACCGAUGGCAAUGGUACGGAAUGGGCCUCAGAUUUCAUAGGCACUUUGUUCAGUCGCCUAGGAUCAAGGAUAGCCGCCAACGAUGACGAAAAACAAAUGCAGCCACUCCUGGAAGAUGCCCCAACUUUACCAGGCGUGGAAGAUUCGAUUUACAUGGUUGAGCAGAUGAUAAGCCCCAUCAUCGACAGCCUCGAAAACUCUAACCCAGGACGUGGGUGGACGAAAUCAACCGCUGUCCCGAAGAUCUCUGCUCUACUUACUUUCCCAAAAGAGACGUUGACGAAAGAACGGAGAAAACAGAUUAUGACGUCGUGGAAGGAGAACAAGUCUCACAUUGACGAGAACGCCGCUUCAGACGUCACAUACGCCAAACUCAUCUUGCGUCUUUUGGUGCAAGUUAUGUCGCAGCCCACGUUUUAUACUGGUAUUGCAUUCGAGGAUCUUCGAAACAUCUCGGCAUACUUGUCUGCUGGUACCGUCCCCUACGUGGACGAAGUGGCUAGACUAAUGAUCAGCCAAAUAAUCGCCAAUCCCGAAGCUUCGCCAGAAUACCUCAGACAGAUGCAGCUCUACGUGAAAGAUUUAGACGUUGAACAGAUUGAGGACCCAGAGGUUCAUCUGAUUCUCCUGAAAAACAUUGUAGUCGCUCUCGAUAAAUCCUCCACAGCUGAGUCUGUCAAGGACAUCCUUGACCGACGAUCUGUCCUCAAAAGACUUCGCGAAUUGGUGGAGCACAGUCUAUCCCAGCUGGCCUCAAAACUGAAGAAACCUGCAAAGGUUGAUGAAGGCCAAGAUGAGUUGCUACUGCUUGACCUAGUCCUCCGAACUACCGACUCCAUCAAGCAAGACCUAGCUUCUCGUCCGAUCAAGCUGUCCUCCAAGACAGUCACUAGACUGGAAAAUGCGGGCGAGACGCUCGCAUCAAGAGGCAUAGCCACUGGCUGGAAACUACAGAUCUUUUUGGCCCAAAAUCAGAAGACGCCAGACUCCUCUAUUUUGAUGACCCAGGCCAGCCGGCCCUGCCAGAUAAGCCCGGAGGAUCAGUGGGUUAACGACCUCGUUGAUGCGGUGACCAGAGAGUCAGACGCAGCAUCGAGAUUGGAUGUCCUUGCCCACCUUGUGAGCAGUUCUUCUGCUUGGCAAAAUCCUAGUGUCCCGUAUAUGAUCAUAUCUCGGCUCAUUGAUACGAUUCAAGUGACGGGACCUCUAUCAGUCAGCAUCGCAGGAAGCGAGAACUUUGACCUUGCAAGACUGCAAGUCAUCCUGAUCCACACGCUGUCCAAAUCAUCGUCGUUGGAACAGUUUAAGAACAUUGCACAAGUAGUCGAGCUGCUCCUCGACAAGCACGCAAACUCUAUGACGCAAGUAAACAUCGAGGCGACCCUUGACGCCAUUGCUUCCGUGUGUUCCGCAUCAGGUCCCGAGAUCAAGGACUCAAAUGCCGCUGGCGAGAUCUUUGCGACUCUCUACCGUUUGACGGCAAUCAUCAUCAGACGGCACCGCUUGCGUCUUGAGGGCCACCACCAUCUUCUCGUGACAACGCUCCAGGCUCUUCUCCGCGUGCUCCUGGCGAACCCUUCGGCCCCACAGUCGAAGCAAAUCGCAAGCUUCACCCAACCCCCAUGGCUAGAAACCCGUCUCACGGCGCGCCAUGCGGUCAAGUUUACGCGCCUCUUGACGCUCAUCUGCGAACCCAGCGCGGCGUCCGUCGCCCGCAGAAAGAAUAGCAGCCUUGACUCCGCCACCGAUGUCGUGAAACGGUCGGCGGGCCAGUACAUGUUCCGCGUACUCAUGCUGUACAUCAAGAUGCAGCUGGAGGGCGAUAUACCCAGGGAUGUCCGGAAGGAGCUGCAGACGGGCUUCUAUUCCAUCCUUAGCGUUACCCCUGAGACCUGCUUGAGGAUCAUGAACGAGAGUAUGGAUGCUUCGGGCCGGGCCAUCUUCAGGACGACAUAUGCGGACUUCAAGAAGUUUGGGAAGUGGACGGGCAUCUAG